This is a messenger RNA of Zingiber officinale, 508 nucleotides long. RefSeq names its product protein RESPONSE TO LOW SULFUR 4-like. The record is from RefSeq and is a predicted model, not a curated record. Lineage: Eukaryota; Viridiplantae; Streptophyta; Magnoliopsida; Zingiberales; Zingiberaceae. Bases 48 to 347 code for a protein of 99 amino acids. Gene Ontology annotation, biological process: cellular oxidant detoxification. The transcript has a single exon.
GUCCGCGGCCCUAAAUCGGAUUCAGGAAUCGUAUUCCAGAUCCGAUCAUGGCGGCGGCGUUGGAGGUGGCGGAGCUGCGGCGGCGGAACGUAGAGCUGGAGCGCGCGGCCAUGGAAAGCCGGCAUAAAGAGGUGGUGCUGGGGCGGGAGCUGGAGUGGACGCGGGAGCGGCUCCGGGUGGCAGAGGAGGCGGAGGAGCGGCUGUGCGGCGAGAUUGGUGAGCUGGAGGCGGAGGCGGUCGUGCAGGCGCGGGAGUACCGCCGCCGAAUCGAGGCGCUCUCCCACCGCCUCGGCUCCGCCCUCGACCUCCUCGCCUCCGCCGGCCUCUACCUCUCCCCGGACUCUUGAAAGCACCCUCUCUCUGUGUAUCAUUAACGUAUCCGAUCGGAUUUGGUAUGAAAAAAUGAGAUCAAAAAAAGAUUAUUGCUACAUUAAUUUAAUUAACUGCGUGAUGUAUUUGAUCAUCAUAAUUUAUGAGAAAUGUUUAGUAAAAUUGUGUAAUUAGUGCA